Prunus armeniaca (apricot) is the source of this 207-nucleotide messenger RNA. NCBI's taxonomy places the organism in Eukaryota, Viridiplantae, Streptophyta, Magnoliopsida, Rosales, Rosaceae. The record is from the annotation of a GenBank genome assembly.
AUGCUUGAAGGGGAUGCUGGAAUUGUUGGGAUAUCAAGGUCUCCCAUGAACUCAUUGGCAGCCAUCUCUUCUUCUUCUUCUUGGUUUGAACUUGAUUCCGAAUUUGAAGGUGAAGAACCUGGGAGGUCAGUGUGGAUAGCAAGACCUUCAAAUGUGGCAAUGGCUUGCUCUUUCGCAGUUGCCAACUCUCUUUCUAGACGAUUCUGA